CGGGUGUCUAGCAACAGCUAACCCGCCCAGCAGCCAGGCAGACACCAGCCGGCGGCAGCAGAAGCUGCGACUCUCGGCGUGUCUUCCAGUAAAUUGCUAGCUGUCGCGGUGCUCGCAUUUCGUUAAGACUGAGUCACUCGCCUGGGGGAAAAGAAAGCGUGGGAAGACAACAGCAAGGCCUGCGGAAAGAUAUGAGCGGCAGCGGGCGGCCCAGGACCAGCUCGUUUGCUGAGCCGCCAGGAGUUCCAGGAGCCGCCGCCGCGCCCGCCGGAUCAGCCGCUGCCGUGGGGAGCAGCACAGGAAAGUCCGGGGUCCCACAGGCCUCCGGCAGCAGUUUAUCGGGAUGCUCCAAUCUCAAGCUAGCCAGAGACAGCGGAAAGGUGACGACGGUGGUGGCCACGCCGGGUCAGGGCCCGGACCGCCCGCAAGAGGUGUCCUACACUGACAUCAAGGUGAUCGGGAACGGUUCGUUCGGGGUGGUUUACCAGGCGCGACUCAUCGACAGCCAGGAGAUGGUGGCCAUCAAAAAAGUUCUCCAAGACAAGAGGUUCAAGAAUCGUGAGCUGCAGAUCAUGAGGAAGUUGGACCACUGUAACAUCGUCAGACUACGUUACUUCUUCUACUCAAGCGGAGAGAAGAAGGAUGAAGUGUACCUCAACUUGGUGCUGGACUUUGUCCCCGAAACGGUCUACAGGGUUGCCCGGCAUUUCAACAAGAACAAGAGCAUCAUUCCUAUCAUCUAUGUCAAGGUGUACAUGUACCAGCUGUUUCGCAGUUUGGCUUAUAUCCACUCGCAAGGUGUGUGUCACCGGGACAUCAAACCGCAGAACCUGCUGGUGGACCCAGAAACUGCCAUCCUCAAGCUGUGUGACUUUGGCAGUGCCAAGCAGCUGGUGCGCGGCGAGGCCAACGUGUCGUACAUCUGCUCACGCUACUACCGGGCGCCCGAACUCAUCUUCGGAGCCACCGACUACACGGCCAACAUCGACAUCUGGUCGGCAGGCUGCGUCCUGGCCGAGCUCCUGCUAGGCCAGCCCAUCUUCCCCGGAGACAGCGGCGUGGACCAGUUGGUGGAGAUUAUCAAGGUGCUCGGCACCCCGACGAGGGAGCAGAUCCGGGAGAUGAAUCCCAACUACACAGAAUUCAAGUUCCCGCAGAUCAAAGCUCAUCCAUGGACCAAGGUGUUCAAACCGCGCACACCGCCGGAAGCCAUUUUGCUGUGUUCUCGCCUGCUUGAGUACACGCCAGCCUCGCGCCUCUCGCCGCUGGAGGCCUGUUCGCAUACCUUCUUCGACGAGCUGCGGCAGCCCAACACGCGGCUCCCUAGCGGGCGAGAGCUGCCCAUGCUUUUCAACUUCAGCACUACAGAGUUGUCUAUCCAACCUCAGCUGAACUCCACACUUAUCCCUCCGCACGCUCGUGCUCACACAGCUGCUUCCUCUCACGAUGGUACCGGCCCAGAUGCCUCCCAACUUGGAUCAGUACCAGGAACUCUUAACAGCAUCUGAAGCGGCCAAUCGUCUGCCUGUCUGUCUGGCCAGCCCCGCCGCCGCUUCUCUCUCUCUCUCUCUCUUGCUGUCUUUUUCUCUCAACUGACACACACAAAUAUGUAACUGCUCAUCUCGGCGCCGCCCGCUCUCCUCAUAGAUGAUGUUUUUGUACAGUCGACGCGUUCAACAACAUGCAGCCAGAGAUGAUCACAUACACACAUACAUAUAUGAAUACACACACACAUACAGCGCUGUUUGGCUACUGCUCCAGUGGUAUGCGAAGGUUCAAUAGUGGGGGCUGGUCCUCUGUAAUAUAACCUUUUUUUUUUAUUUUACUUUAUUUUUAAUUUUCCACCUUUCCUCUUCUUCAACCAUGUUUGUCUUUAUUUAUUUGAACACGUCAUGCACACACACAUUUUCCUCAUUUACUGUUUGUUGAGUUUGCAAUCAUUGUCAUGUGCAUACAAAGUCAUCAGGCUGGAGUAGAUGUUCACUCAGUUCAUGUUCAAUCAUUGUUAUUCUCCAACUUCUUUCAUGCACAUUUUUAUUAUGAUUAUUGUUCAUAUUUUUAUUGUCUUUCUCACAUGUUCCACAUCCGUCCUUUUUUUUAAUUUCCAGAAAAAUCCCAUUUAGAAUAUUUUAUUGAACAUUUUCAUGUUUUUAAAGCAUGAUUUUUUUUCUACCCUUGAGGUGUGCUUAUGUUUUCCCAUGAUGCACUAACACACAUUUAGGAUUAUUACUUGUAGAAAUCAUGUAGCUGGUUUGGAGCACGGUGGACAGCAAUCUCCUUAAAAAUUAUAAUAUUAUAAUAAUUAUAAUACCUCAUUGGUUGCCAUUGAAGGCGCUAGACCUCCAAUACGUUUAGACUGGGAGACGUUGGCAAUGUAUUGGACGUCUAGUGCCGUCAAUGGCACUGAAAGAUGAGCAUUUACAACCAGUACUUCCGGUUUAAAUUAACUGGGUAUAGAUCAUUGUCUAUUGCAGGCAAUGAGUUAACGCAUUCACUGCCAGCCAUUUUCAUUGUUCAUUUUAGAGCAUUUUAACAGCUCUUUCAAGACCCACAGAAUAUUUUAUUCUGUAACAUAUGAGAGACUAAGUUACCAUCAAAUAAUCAACAAGCAGGACACUGACGAUAGCUAAUAUUUUGAUAUACCUCGAACUCUAAAACAAGGGCUUUUGAAAGAGAACUGCUUACCAUAAUAUACUUGGGCAUUGAAGAUUCACCACAGGACUGACAUUGAAUGCUUCCCGAUAUACGUUCUCGGACAUAUAAGUGUGAGGUGCUUAAAUUUGUCCGACGAGCAAUUUGACAAAGGUGUGCUGAUUUUAAACACUGCCAUCUACUGGCGUCUGUUUAUUACAGUUAUAUAGAAACUUGAUUUUCACAGACAAGCUGGGCAAACUGAGUAACGAACAUGACUAAUAACUCGGUCAGUGGCAGUGAAUGUGUUAACUCCUCCCCUCAAACAAGAAUUCCUUAACUCCAUUGACUAUGUUCCGACUGAUUUAGGGGCAUCUUGCGUUACAAAAAUCGCCCAAAAAAAAGGAUUUCAGGGGAUUUCUUCCUGGAUGUCAGUGAUCCUCAUGUAGCAGCACUCACAAUUUCCUAUUCCAUGUCUCCUUAUUUAUUCUCUUGGUGAACUUUGUUCCAGUGGAAGAGAGGAUCACUUGUUUCCUAUGUUUUCAUUUCCAGGCACAUUCAGUCAUGUAGUUAGCAGAGGGUUUUUACUUCUUUGUUGAAAUCCUCCCAUUCCCGCGGCAUGUGUAAAUAUCAUUUUUUAUUUGACCCCCCUUUUUUUAUUAUAUUACAGAGCUGUUUAUAUCUCCUGCCACUCGUUCUGUCCAUACGUUUGUGCUUGUUUAUUCUGUAAAUACACCUUUGUGUCGCCGUGUAAAUAUUGCAGGGGGUAAAAAAGACGAAAAAGCUUGCCAUGUUUGUCCUACACCUUUUUUUUCUUUCUCUCUCUUUCUUUGAAGUCGCUGUUCACAUCAGGUCGGCCCGAAUGAUCUCACACAAAUAGUGUGAGUGAGGACAACGAAACGUUUUGUCACUCAUAGUCACGUUCUGUAUAGUGAGGAGUUGAGAUGUGCUGCUAAAUAUCAUUAGGUGACAUUUUUUGGUGAAACUUUAAAAGCCUCCAUGAGUCUUCUUUGUACCUAUUAGUUUUGCAGAGAUGGAGAGAGAAAGAAAAGCAACGCUGUUUGUCUCUGUUCUCCGUGUGUGUGCGCGCGUGUGUAUGUGAAUUCAUUUACUGUAAUAAAGUGAUGAUGAAACUGUUUAACUCUUGUGGUUUU
Corythoichthys intestinalis (scribbled pipefish) is the source of this 3785-nucleotide messenger RNA. RefSeq names its product glycogen synthase kinase-3 beta-like. The coding region runs from base 192 to 1508 and encodes 438 amino acids. Gene Ontology annotation, cellular component: cytosol; axon; cytoplasm. Gene Ontology annotation, molecular function: ATP binding; protein serine/threonine kinase activity. Gene Ontology annotation, biological process: regulation of neuron projection development; insulin receptor signaling pathway; negative regulation of canonical Wnt signaling pathway. The transcript is spliced from 11 exons. The record is from RefSeq and is a predicted model, not a curated record. Lineage: Eukaryota; Metazoa; Chordata; Actinopteri; Syngnathiformes; Syngnathidae.